Syngnathus typhle (broad-nosed pipefish) is the source of this 1549-nucleotide messenger RNA. RefSeq names its product FKBP prolyl isomerase 14 (gene fkbp14). Lineage: Eukaryota; Metazoa; Chordata; Actinopteri; Syngnathiformes; Syngnathidae. Gene Ontology annotation, molecular function: peptidyl-prolyl cis-trans isomerase activity; calcium ion binding. The transcript is spliced from 4 exons. Bases 143 to 778 code for a protein of 211 amino acids. The record is from RefSeq and is a predicted model, not a curated record.
GGAGGGCGAAUAGUUGAACAGUGGCGAGCUUUCAUGAAGUUUGGUGCCACGUAGUUAACUUAAAACAGUGUCAUUUUUUUAAUGUGAUUUAAUUUUGCAAACUUCGCGAGGUCACACGAUAGCUUUUUAUUUCCUCAACACAAUGUUAUUGUUUUCCAUUUGCUCGGUAUUAUCCUUAGUAGUUGUGCUAGCCUUUGCUGGCAAACUACCCGACCCUGAAGUCAAAAUCGAAGUUCUCCAUCAACCUCUUCUAUGUCAGCGCAAGACAAAAUAUGGAGAUAUGCUUCUUGUCCAUCACGAAGGAUACUUGGACAGUGACGGCACCAUGUUUCACUCAAGCCGCCUUGAAGGUGAUAGAAAUCCAGUGUGGUUCACCCUCGGGAACCGAGAGGUCAUCUUGGGCUGGGACAAGGGUCUGCUGCAAAUGUGCGCAGGAGAGCGCCGGAAACUCACCGUCCCUCCAUCUCUGGCCUAUGGGAAAGAAGGGAGAGGCAAGAUUCCUCCGAGCAGCACUCUGAUUUUUGACAUUGAACUCGUCGAUAUCCGCAAUGGACCGAGGUCGCACGAUUCCUUCCGUGAGAUGGAUCUCAAUGAUGACUGGAAGCUUUCUCGGGAGGAGGUAAAGCAGUACCUGGAAAAUGAGUUCAAGAAACAUGGCCACACGCCAAACGACACACAGAACGAGGCGAUGGUGGAUGAUAUCUUCAAAUACGAGGAUGAGGAUAAAGACGGGUUCAUCUCAUCAAGAGAAUUCACUUAUCAACACGAUGAAUUGUGAAGGACACAUUCCAUCUAUUUUUUUAAUGGACUGGCUUACAUCCAAACUUGGGUUGUUUACCUCAUUUUGUGAAUUAUAUUCUUGUGCACAGUCAACUGAACUGAAAAUACAAUCGCAAAUAUAUUUAAAAUGAAAGUUAGGGUUUUUUUCAGGGAAUAAACAAAAUAUUAACCUAGUGUUAUGACUUCGCGGUCAGCCUUGUUGUUCUCUGUUUGGUCGCUAGAGGGCACACUUGCACCCGACAAUCUGUUAUUGCAUUGCUCUGGCGCUUGGUCAUUUCUCCCCAUUAGUUCCUCUAAUGUUUCAAAGCCCAAUAUAAUCACAUCCAGAUUGAUUCCACGAAGCUUGAACUAUUAUUAAUUUGUAGUAAAAGUUUUAAGGCAUUCACUCUCUUAAAUUACAUUUGGCAGUGGACUCCUAAAACGAGCACAGUCCGACAACCUUAAUGGGAAACUAAGGCACCCGAAUGUAGUGAGUUCAUUAAAUGUGCAGUCACGCUAAGCAAUUUAUGACAGUCAUUCUGGGCGAUGUUAAAAUUCCCAAUCGAGCUCACCUACAAUGUUUGCUGAGGGACUUUGAACACAGCUUUUUUUAUUUUCGCAACUCUUUUGUAUCCAGACACCAACUAAACAUGCAUCAUUCCCAUCCGUAUAUAUAUAUAUAUUACUGUGACAAAACAAUGGGAUUCCGAGUAAAAAGACAAAAAUAAACAUCUUUACAAAACAAAUCUGUACACACGUUGGAAAAUAAAAAAAGUGCUUCAUGAAUUGA